Molecule: messenger RNA, 489 nt
Organism: Linum trigynum
Lineage: Eukaryota; Viridiplantae; Streptophyta; Magnoliopsida; Malpighiales; Linaceae
Source: the annotation of a GenBank genome assembly
AUGACGAAGUUCAGGAAGCUUAAUCGCCCGACGGGCCACCGUAUGGCCAUGCUUAGAACAAUGGUUUCACAAUUGGUGAAGCACGAGCGUAUUGAAACCACUGUUGCCAAGGCAAAAGAAAUACGGAGGCUUGCUGAUAAUAUGGUGCAGCUUGGCAAAGAGGGUACCCUUUGUGCGGCUAGGCGAGCUGCUGGUUUUGUGAGAGGAGAUGAAGUCAUUCACAAACUAUUUACAGAGCUAGCAUAUCGAUACAAGGACAGGGCAGGUGGUUACACAAGGCUCCUACGGACACGGAUAAGAGUUGGUGAUGCUGCACCAAUGGCCUACAUCGAGUUCAUUGACAGAGAAAACGAACUCAGACAAUCAAAACCAGCAGUCCCUCAGCUGCCACAGAGAGCUGCUUUAGAUCCCUGGACGAGAUCGCAGCUUACCAGGAACUUUGCACCUCCCAAGGAGGAAAAGAAAUCCGAUUCGGAUUCCGACUUAUGA